AUGGAUUUACAAGACCAGAUUGGUGAUUGUGUUUGUCUGCAGAUCAAUGAUUACUGGUUCAUCUCUUCCUCACAGUGUCUCUGUGCUCCUGGAUGGAUAGGGGAGUUCUGUCAGUACGGAGGGAACGCCUGCCUGAUCUACCCAGACAGCUGUAUGAAUGGGGCCACCUGCAUCACCACAAGUCAACCUACGGCUCCCCCACAGUACAGAUGUAUCUGCAGCCCUGGUUACACAGGACCCCACUGUGAGACAGAAAUUAACCAGUGUUUCUCCAACCCCUGUCUGCACAAUGGGACAUGCUUGGACUCUGUUGGCUUCUACAAAUGCAGGUGUCCACCAGGAUUUCUGGGCCAGAAGUGUGAGGUGGAUGUAGAUGCCUGUACCCUACCCAACACCACAUGCCCUAGAAACACACAUUGUCUGGAUCUGCCUGAUGGACUGAAGUACACAUGUCGCCUGCUGUGCCCACCGAACAUACAACCAUGUGCCAACGGAGGACGUUGUGUCUUGAACAACGGCAGCAGUUACACCUGUGUCUGUGCACCUGGAUGGGCAGGACGUAACUGCCGUUUAAACAUCAAUGAUUGUGUUCAGCACUGGUGCCAAAACGGGGCCACUUGUGUAGAUCAGAUUGAUGGCUACAGCUGCCUUUGUCCCAGAGGAUACAGCGGUAGCUACUGUGAGAUGGACGUUGACAACUGCAUUGGACACCACUGCUCUGAGCACGGCGUAUGUCUAGACCAACAAUACAACUAUACUUGUCGCUGUGAGCUCGGGUUCCAGGGGAGCUACUGUGAGCAGGAGACGGAUGAGUGUAAGAGUUCCCCGUGUGUCAAUGGUGCCACCUGCGAGGAUGUCAUCGGAGGCUAUCAAUGCCACUGCCCCCCAGGGUUUGAAGGUCAACGCACCAACUAA
This is a messenger RNA of Oncorhynchus mykiss (rainbow trout), 915 nucleotides long. NCBI's taxonomy places the organism in Eukaryota, Metazoa, Chordata, Actinopteri, Salmoniformes, Salmonidae. The record is from RefSeq and is a predicted model, not a curated record.